Molecule: messenger RNA, 3075 nt
Organism: Fomitopsis serialis
Lineage: Eukaryota; Fungi; Basidiomycota; Agaricomycetes; Polyporales; Fomitopsidaceae
Exons: 4
Coding region: 1-3075 (1024 amino acids)
Molecular function (GO): DNA binding
Source: RefSeq, a predicted model, not a curated record
AUGGUCGCGCCCGCCACAGUCUCAACCCCGCAGCGUCAGGCAUCCGCCAACCACCAGUAUGGCACGCGCAUCCGCUCCAACUCGAUCAUCAAGCCCUCCAUCCGUCUGCGCCACUCGGCUGCCUCUGCUGCAUCCACUCCGAGGCGCAUCAAGCCCGCGCCGACGCCCAAGUCUAAGAACGGACCCAUAACUUUCGGCGUGCCACAGCCGGACUACCCACCUUUCCCACCGGACCAUGUUAUGUUACAUCACGACGACGCAGACAGCAAGGUCUUCAUGGCCAUAGGACGUUCCUUCAUGUCCGUCGAUAAUCGCGCUAUGACCAUCAAAGACCUCGCAGAAAUGACUAUGCAAUACGGUAUAAUGUGCCAAAACGUGUCCGCAGCGGGCCAGGCUAUCACCACCUAUAUCCGGAACCACCUUCAACGCUGCGAAGUGCAACAGGACCACCCAUUACUUCUCCGACACGUUCUCUCUGGUACAGCAUCCGAUGAUGAUCUCCUCCCAGCCUUGCACUCUCGCAUGGGUGGCGCACAUUGUGCGCUCAAUCCGUCAGAGAGCAGAAUCACCAACUUUAGGCGCGGAACCAUGGUUUGGUACCUGAGCAGGGCCGCCGGUGCGCCAUGCCCGUUCGCUAGGUGCGGGAUCCGCCUGUGCGAGUACACAGAGAACGGGAAGGUCGGCGACGUUCCCACUUACGGCCGCGAGAAGAAACGCGAGAGAGAUCGUCUCCGCCGUGCAGAGCACUGUGGCCAGAAGCGGAAGCGCUUGUUACGCAGCGCGUAUGCUGAUAAAGGAUCAGACUCGGACUCAAUGAGCGAAGAAGAGAAGCGUCCCCCCAAGGUGAAACUCACGUUGCGUCUUCGACCUCUCAACGCGUCUAGCUCUGGGGCCUCGCUGUCGGCAUCCCCCGCGCCGCAAGAUGAAGUGCAUGUGUGUCAAUCGCAGCCGCACUCGCCCCCGGAGAUCAUCGACCUUUCCAAGGACGACUCUGAUUGUGAGUCGUCGGGCUCCGAGGAGGACUCAGACGACGAUGACUCCAUGUCAGUGGACUCUUCAUUGUCCUCUGACGCCGACGAAGACGUGCCACCUGCAUCUGCAUUUGGCGGCGAUUCGCUAUCGCCUUCUACUUAUGGCGCACACUCAACUUUCUCCUCAGCGUCUCCUGAUGUUUAUCGACGCUCGACUUCUGCAUCGCCUCCCCCAGAUACUGAGGACGAAGAGGACGACUAUCACCACAGCAUGACGAACUCCCGUCGGUACUCGCUGGAUCGUUACUCAUCAUGGGACGACGAGGACGAGGACGAGAUGAACCUCGAUGACAAUUUCUGGGACAUGGACAACGACGCGGAGACGCAGUGGGAGAGCCCUGGACCGCGAUCACCUUCUGCUCAAUUCGAGGAUGUCAUCUUUGUCAAGCAAGAGCCGAGCGACGUCGGUGGUAUGCUCGAUGCAUGGGAUGACCUCGACGCCAGGGGCGACCCCAAGGUUGUCGACGUCGUACUCCGAGCAGCAGCCGGCCUCGACACGGACUUCGUUAAGCCGAAGCUCGAGGAGAUAGACUCCUGGGAGCUACCGCACUUCGCCGGCACCAGCUCGGAUAGCUUCGUUACGAACCCGAUAGACGACGCCACCAGCCAUAUCAAAGAGGAAGAGGUCGAGAGCGGCGUCCCGUUCCUGACCCGUGGAUUGCAUACCCCUUCCCCUGAACGUGCCUCACUGUCUCCGUCACCUAUUUCGCCCAUCUCACCAUCGGCUCUUCCGCCGUCGUUCGUCGCGGAGCGCCGCGAUAGUCACCUCAUCUGGCGGGAUGCAGAGCUCCUUGGUCCGGACAGUCUCAAGCCGCAUGACCUUGCUGAGGGCGAUUGGCGAGAGGGCCGUAGGAGCAGCGAUAUACCGUCCCCUGCGGCCGAACAGCCUCAGCCAUCGAGUGUGGCUUCUACGAGCGCGUCGGGCGGUGACGCUCUACAGGGUCAGCAGGCACGCGUGGGGCCGCCGCCACCGCGUUUGGACUUGGCUUCGUCUGGGACGCGGGAACAAGGUUAUCUUGUCCCGGAUCUGUCUUCCCCGUCCCUGCUCUCGUCUUUGACUUCGCUGACGAUCCACACUCCCACGUCCCCCGAGGCGCUCAAGGGUACGUCCCCGACGUCCCCUCCGCCUCACGGUCCUGGGCUCGCUGCGCAGCACGCCUCGUUGCGGCCUGCUCAGGAUGAGGAGCCUCAAAUCAUUCAAACAAGCCAACCCUGCGAUCCGCCCAUCGCUGCUACGCAGCUGGAAGGCGUUAGUGUAUAUCAGAUGACACUUCAGUCAUCUCUAAUCCUCCGGAGGCUCGACACCGGCUUUGUCUUGGUCGAUCCUCUCCUGAAAGAGCUUGGGCUCCCAUCGUCGUCCUCGCCGUUCCCCAAUGCGAUCUGUAUAGCCAAAGGCUCUGCACAGGUGUGCGGUACAUGGCUUCCGCUGACCGCAGCGCGCGACCUGUGCAAGGAUCAUCCCGUGGUGGCACUCUUCCUCUCUGAUCAACUGCCAGAUCGCUUCCCCGCCACUCUCCAGGAGCUUACCCGACAUGCGCACCCGUUCAGCAGAUGGCCGGGCUCGUUCGGACAGCAUUUCAAGUCGACCAUCGAGGCGAAGCGCCAGUCGCUCUCGUCACACCGUCUCGUCUUCCCGGCUGAGGAUCAGGACAUGUCGCAGUGGGCGAGCGAGGAGAACUUCCUCUCCAUGCAAUCUGCCCUCGCGCUCUCACAUGCGAUACUCCCGACACUCACCACGUCCCCAGAAGAGCACAUGGCCCCUGAGCUGCCGCUCAGUCCGGCCGAGGAGAAGAUGUUCAGAGAGCUGUGCUCUGAUCCAGAGUGGGAAGCAUCCACGCCCCCCUCGGAGAGUGCCGCUCUGGAGCGCUCGGAGGCGGCGGUCGAGGCUCCUCCUGCCGAGGCGUCUGCGACCGCGAAGGGGAAGGAACCACCGUGCCAGGACCGACCUCUGCGUCGGUCGAAGCGUGUCGCGGAUGCCAUUGCCAUGGCGAACCGAUCGAGGACCCGCUCGAGCAAGAGGGGUUCGCGGAGCUCGCUCUCGUGA